AGUAUACUGUAAGUACUACACAUCUAGUGUUAUUGACUAGCUUGAUAGUGAUGCACAUCAGUAUCGAGUAAGUAGUACUCAUCUAGUGCGAUUGACCAGCCUUGUAGUGAAACACAGUAGUAUACUGUAAGUACUACACAUCUAGUGUUAUUGACUAGCUUGAUAGUGAUGCACAUCAGUAUCGAGUAAGUAGUACUCAUCUAGUGCGAUUGACCAGCCUUGUAGUGAAACACAGUAGUAUACUGUAAGUACUACACAUCUAGUGUUAUUGACUAGCUUGAUAGUGAUGCACAUCAGUAUCGAGUAAGUAGUACUCAUCUAGUGCGAUUGACCAGCCUUGUAGUGAAACACAGUAGUAUACUGUAAGUACUACACAUCUAGUGUUAUUGACUAGCUUGAUAGUGAUGCACAUCAGUAUCGAGUAAGUAGUACUCAUCUAGUGCGAUUGACCAGCCUUGUAGUGAAACACAGUAGUAUACUGUAAGUACUACACAUCUAGUGUUUUUGACUAGCCUGAUGGUAAUGCACAUUAGUAUAGAGUAAGUAGUACACAUCUGGUGCUAUUGGCCAAUGAAAAAGGACCAACUUAAUUUCAAUCUCCAACGUGGUUGUUCAUAUGUGGCAGAACUUUUAGACUUAAUAUUUGAUCAUGUUAGAAAUGUACUUCUGUUAAUUUAAUAUGUUAUAACUAGUUAAGAUGUCGACUCCAGCGAAGAAGUCAAUGGCGACAGGGAUCAAUAUGGACCUGGUCAUGAUUGAUGGAUUUGUGCUGUUAGCUAUGAUAAUGGACAACGUGAAGAGGUUAAAGGAUCUCUCCAUCCGUGGCGAUGAUAUUUUCCUUUGCACGUACCCAAAGUCAGGCACUCACUGGACAUGGGAGAUCCUCAACAUGAUCGUUGCAGGCAAGGCUGAGUACGUCAAACAUUGGCAGAAUUCUGCCUGGCUCGAAUACAGAACCCAGGAAGAACUGGAGGAACUGGCAUCACCAAGGAUAUUCCACACUCAUCUGCGUCCAAGCCAACUACCAGAUGCAGUGUGGAACCAAAGAUGCAAGGUGGUGUACGCCAAGAGGAAUGCGAAGGAUUGCGUGGUGUCGUUCUUCAGUCAUUUCAGCAAACAGAUCUGGAAGGACAACCCUUUAGGGAAACGUUCCUACACCGGCAUCUGGGACGACUUUAUAGAUCUUUUUCUCAAUGGAUGGUUACCUAGUGGACCGUAUUUCGAACACACAAUUGAGUGGACCAACCUUUCUGAAGCUCACAAAGACAUGGAAAUUUGCAGACUGCAGUAUGAAGACAUGAAAAAGGAUUGCGUUAACGAAGUAAGAAGAAUGGCAGAAUACCUGGGACGCCCUCUAUCGGAUCACACAUACCAGGCAAUAUCCGAUGCUUGCUCUUUCAAAAAUCUCAAGCACGCUAACGAGAAAAUUAAAGAUCAAACCUACCACGUUCACUGGCAAGAUGGUUCCAGUGGAUACUUCAGAAAAGGUACAACUGGUGACUGGAAGAACUGGUUCACUGUGGCCCAGAGCGAGCGAUUUGAUAAAGUAUAUGAAGAAAGGUUAAAGGAAACCUUUCCAUAUUGACAUCUGUAUAAAACAUGAGACAUGCUUGUCAAUGUAAAGUGAUUUUAGGGACUAUGACGGCUGCAAGUAUAAUUUUCAAACAAGUCACAUCUAAUUAUUGAUUUCAGGCUUUUUCAUGAUUCAUGUCAUGUUCAUAUGCAGAUAAAAUUGAAAAUCAUUCAGGAUUGUGUAGUUACAUGUACAUUUAGAUUGUUGUUUUGUGGAAAUCACCAUGUGAUCAGCAGAAUAAAUGUAAUCUCACAUUCAGCUUUUGAACAAGAGUCAUUAUAAGCUUUUUAAAAUUGAGCUUUCUUGGACCUUAAUCCAGCUGACAGCCAGACGUUGGGCCAACGUGGGGCCAACGUUGGACCAACGGUUGUUUCAUACCUACCGGGCAGCCUGAAAUGUUUGUACCAAUCCAGAUUAUGAUAUCACUUCGCAAGCAAUACAUUCCGCAAACUGAAUUCAUUUUUAACUCUAUCCAUAAAACAGCAGGCCAAUCAAAUGCAUCAUCUCUUGGCAUGGUACCUCUGAAUACAAUCCAAUUGGAAGAUAUUUGUAUUUCCCAAGAAUUUGAUAAUUACUAACCAUCAGACAACAGGCAUUGCACAAAGACCCACAUAAUCAUGUGGAACUUCUGAAUUUCUCUUGGUCAUACCCCGUACAUUCAGCAUUGAGG
Molecule: messenger RNA, 2243 nt
Organism: Haliotis rufescens (red abalone)
Lineage: Eukaryota; Metazoa; Mollusca; Gastropoda; Lepetellida; Haliotidae
Product: sulfotransferase 1A1-like
Exons: 6
Coding region: 698-1585 (295 amino acids)
Biological process (GO): sulfation
Cellular component (GO): cytoplasm
Molecular function (GO): sulfotransferase activity
Source: RefSeq, a predicted model, not a curated record